This is a messenger RNA of Penicillium robsamsonii, 486 nucleotides long. RefSeq names its product chorismate mutase. Gene Ontology annotation, molecular function: chorismate mutase activity. The record is from RefSeq and is a predicted model, not a curated record. Bases 1 to 486 code for a protein of 161 amino acids. The transcript is spliced from 3 exons. Gene Ontology annotation, biological process: chorismate metabolic process; salicylic acid biosynthetic process. Lineage: Eukaryota; Fungi; Ascomycota; Eurotiomycetes; Eurotiales; Aspergillaceae.
AUGCAUUUCCUUCCCUUUGGCUUUCUAAUUCUUCCUGCUAUUGCGGGUUCAACGGCCGAUACGAAUGCCUGUUAUGGUUCCAACGUGAUCUUAGCACCUUCAGCGGACCAUCGUCCUGUGCCAUGGGGUACCCCGAGUGUCCAUUUUUCGUUAAAUGGCACACCAACUACGUGCUGUGACUCUAUAGACGAGAUCCGCACCGCACUCGAUGAUAUCGAUGAUGAGAUGCUCGGUCUCCUAAAUCGGCGAGCUGCGUAUGUCCGGGAGGCCACCCGGUUCAAAUCCACACGAGAGUCUGUGAAUGUUCCCGCGCGCAAUGAGGCCGUCCUCAAGCGGGCCGAGCAGCAGGCGCUGGAUAUUGGGGUGCCAGUGACGAUUGCCCGGGCGGCCAUGGGCGCCAUUCUGAAUUCCAGCGUGCCUUUUGAACGGUGCAUUUUUGAUGCCUAUAAUCAGAGUCAUGCUGAACACAAAUGGCCCCCACUGUAA